Molecule: messenger RNA, 1179 nt
Organism: Xiphophorus hellerii (green swordtail)
Lineage: Eukaryota; Metazoa; Chordata; Actinopteri; Cyprinodontiformes; Poeciliidae
Product: high choriolytic enzyme 1-like
Exons: 10
Coding region: 114-899 (261 amino acids)
Biological process (GO): proteolysis
Molecular function (GO): metalloendopeptidase activity; zinc ion binding
Source: RefSeq, a predicted model, not a curated record
GCCACUUCUACUGGUUGAACUGGUUAUAAAAAGGAAGCAGCUUCAGUCGCUGCUUCAUCCUCUCUGACUUCAUCUCAUCAGUUACAGGUGUCGAGCUGCAGAGAAACUCCACAAUGACUCCAAAUGUUUUCUACCUGCUCUUUCUUUUGAUGGCCGACAUGUCUCUGAGUGCUCCAACCAAAACUGAGAAUCCAGUCAAUGAAACGGACAACUCUCUGGAAGUCAUCCCGAGACCAAAAAUUGAUUUUGAAUCAUACAUAUUCCAGGGAGACAUCCUCGUACCGAAAACCACAAACAAGAAUGCAGAUCCAUGUGUUGUGACAGGCUGCCUGUGGCCCAAACAUGGAAGCCACGUCAAUGUGCCGUACUUCAUCUCUCCUUACUAUACUCAAGAAGAACGCAACAUCAUUCUUACAGCACUCUGGAGCCUUCAGCGGACCACCUGCAUUCGCUUUGUCCAGCAAAGUUACAAUACUCGGGACUUCAUCUACUUCAUACCAUUGGAUGGGUGUUGGUCCAACGUGGGACGUCAGGAUGGCGGACAGUACAUCUCCCUGGCGAGACCUGGAUGUUUGUCCCACCGCACAGUUCAGCAUGAGGUUCUUCACGCUCUGGGUUUCAAACAUGAACAGGUCCGCUCUGACAGAGACGCAUAUGUUAAGAUUCUCUUUGAAAACAUUGAGGAAGGAAAAGAUAACCAGUUCAGAAAAGUAGAGACCAACAACUUGGGAACUCCCUACGACUUCAAGUCCAUCAUGCAAUACGGAAAAUAUGCAUUCUCCAAAAAUGGGCUGCCUACCAUUGUGGCCCGGUUCAAUCCUAACUAUGACUGGGGGCGAGCCACUCAGAUGAGCGCCAACGACAUCGCCCGCGUCAACAGGCUUUACCAAUGCAACUAAUAUAACAUGAAGAAAUCAGCUCAACAACCGCCAACAGCCAAGAAUUGGUUUACUACAAGAACAUUAUCAGCUCAUAAAACGUUAAACAGCAAAAACUUUGGCAGCAUUUUAAAGAAGAUCAUCUAGAGCCACCUGCUGGUCAGAGGUCGCAUUGCAUCGCCUGUUGAUGGGAGGUUCCUCAGUCAACUUCUUGCAACUUUGAUUUGAAUUUGCCUGCUGCUUUUUACUUUACAUGGAGCCUGUAUGUAAAAGAAUAAAAUGAUAAUUUUGAUUAAAGCUA